Messenger RNA from Schizophyllum commune H4-8, 1128 nucleotides. RefSeq lists its product as uncharacterized. The record is from RefSeq and is a predicted model, not a curated record. The coding region runs from base 1 to 1128 and encodes 375 amino acids. The transcript has 7 exons. NCBI's taxonomy places the organism in Eukaryota, Fungi, Basidiomycota, Agaricomycetes, Agaricales, Schizophyllaceae.
AUGCCGCCCGCGAGCGACAUCCCUCUGGACGUCGCCGGCAUCAUCUCGACGGUCCUCGAGGGCGUCCUCUAUGGUUUUUCGAUUUUCAUGGGCGCUGCGACCGUCUGGGUACUGAAGAGAGGCCGCAAGUGGAAGGACGUGCACAAGCUCAUGCUGUUUGCGUCCUUCCUGCUCUUCGCCUUCAGUACAGCUCACCUUUGCAUAGACAUCAGGAGGAUCUACCUAGGCCUUGUUCGGCACCGCAACACUAUCGGAGGGCCCAUCGCCUAUUUCUCUGACGUCUCGCAAGAGACUUUCGUGUCGAAGAAUGGGAUCUAUACUGCUCAUACCGCCUUGGGCGAUGGUGUUGUUAUAUACCGUUGUUACAUGGUGUGGCGCAAGGUGUGGGUCAUCGUGCUCCCGAUGAUCCUGUGGUGCUCUGUCCUAGCAAGUGGCAUCGGGACUGUCUACACCAUCGCGCAAGUCACCCCGGAGUCCGGCAAUAUCUUCGCAUCGAACACAGCGAGGUGGAUCACCGCCUUCUACGCGACAACUCUGGCGUGCAACUUCAUGGCCACCGCGCUCCUUGCCUACCGGCUCUGGUCCGCCGAGCGCGGCUCUCAUGUCUGGCGGAGUGGGCGCAGCUCCAUCCGGCCCGUCCUCCUGAUCGUCGUCGAUGCCGGCGUCCUCUACUCCGUUACGCUCUUUUGCGCCCUCAUUCUCUUCGUCUCCCAAUCGCGGGCGCAGUACGUGGUGCUGGACUUGAUCACGCCCAUCAUCUCCAUCUCGUUCUACAUGGUCCUCCUCCGCGUCGGGCUUAAGGCGCAGGAGAAGACACAGGCGAACGGCCUCACCGCGCUCAGCAGCGGUGACCGCAGUGGGAUGCGCUACGCGCCGCACGCGUCAUACUACCGUAGGGACACCAUGCAAGUCCACAUAAGCCGGCUCACCGAGACGCAAAUACUAGAGCAGGACAAGACGUUCGCGGAGACCGGGAUCAACGGGGACGAGCCGCUGUCGCUACGUUCGAGCGAUUCGCCUCCACUCCGUACAGACGACCUGCCCAUACCUCGUUCAGGCGACGCGCUCGCACUUCGUUUCGAUGAACCACCACGACACGCCCAUCCUCCCGCCGGUUACAUCCCGUGA